Messenger RNA from Penicillium cataractarum, 3138 nucleotides. RefSeq names its product FAR11/STRIP family protein. The record is from RefSeq and is a predicted model, not a curated record. Gene Ontology annotation, biological process: cytoskeleton organization. The transcript has 5 exons. Gene Ontology annotation, cellular component: cytosol. Bases 1 to 3138 code for a protein of 1045 amino acids. Lineage: Eukaryota; Fungi; Ascomycota; Eurotiomycetes; Eurotiales; Aspergillaceae.
AUGGAUAUCCCAACCACCCCCACCGACUCCAAUCUGCCCGACCCGGAACACCACAUUGUCAAGGCCGAUGAGGUAGAUCAGACUGGCACGGAUAUCUCUCCUGUCUCCGACGACCAAUUGUUGGAGCAGAUAGCAGAGGGUCUGCGACAAGAGCAGGCCUCAUCUGCUGCACCUGAGGCGAUACCAGCUUCCCCACAGACAGAGGCGGCCGGAAAACGACCCGAAUUGCGACGAGACGGAUCAGCCCCUCCACCGCCACUACAACCACCUCCCCCCGCACCCGUUCAGCAGAAUGCGGACCGACCAACCGACUCCUCGCUGAGCUUGGCUCAGCUGCGGAGACUGGUGCAAGAGAUGCCCAAGGUCGAGCAGCCCGCGUAUGCUUUCGAAUAUGCCGAUGCGCAGCCGUUCCCAGACGAGCUGGAAGAAUGGUUCCAGUACAAUGAGUUUGAUCGCGUGAUGCUGAUGGGUAUGAAAGCUACCUUUGAAAGGCAAUGGAGUGCUUUCUGUCAGCAGAAUGUUUCGGGCGCCAGUGGACAGUCGUGGGUCGAUGUAUCCGAGGAUCUUCGCCGAUCAUUUAUGAUGCGAUCUUUGGACAAUCUGCAACACAUGGACGUUUCUGUGCGGCUGGAGGCACUGGAGAACAUUUGCUAUGCGGUCACUGGUGUAUGGGGCGUCACGGGUGGACGAUCUGUCCCGGACUAUCCUACAAACAUGGACGCCCGGUCAGCGGCCGAGACACCUCAGUCGAAAUCACUACAGAUUGACUGGAUCGAGGAGAACGUGACUCUUCUCCAGCAAUGCUCGGGGAUCCCAGUCUUGAUUUUGAGGUUAUCACAGCUGUUUGAUAAGAAUCGUGCCACGCUUGGUCCAGACCCAGAUGGGAUUGAGUUUGAACGACUUAAUCCAGGUGAUAUUGCCGCGCCGGAGCGCGAAGCCAACCUGGUUCUUACCUUGCUCUACUUUGCAAUUGAAGUCGGCCGACGGCAAGAAGCCCGAGAUACUCAAAACACUUUGAUCCGCGAUGCCCUUGGCGAAUCGAAUCCUUGUUUACUGGUCACCAUUGUGGAAAUCAUCGCGCGACUGAGAUGGGAUGAAUCUGCCAAUAUACCUCUUACGAGAAUCAUUCUUUUGCUGUGGAAAUCCAUCCUUCUCGUCUUUGGCGGCAGUGAUAAAUUGAAGAGGACGAAAGAGGUUCUGGAGCCUCCUUUGAUCUCAGAAGAGGAUGCUGCAAACCGCAGAACGCCUUUCUUAACCGCAAAGCCCCUCGAUUAUCACAUUUUCCGCCAGGAAAUCACCUCCAAAUACCCUUCUUACAACCCCCCUCCAUCGAUCGUUCCUCUGGAACUUGAAAAUAAUUCCAUUCUACCCCCUCUCCCACAGCAUCCCAGCAGGGCGACCUCCUCCAGCGGUCUUUUCUGCGGAGUCGGACCCUCGAUUGCUGGUGGAAAUGGCUCUAUUAUUCAACAGGCCGUUCAUAUCGCGACCCCGGCGCCGUCUCCGCCACCCUCUCCUAUCGGUCCUGGUGGGAAGGCUGGCAAGAAACAAAACUACCAGACCAACCAGAAUUUCCCGCUCAUGUACCCCCCGUUGGAUGAUACCAGUAAUCGCAUCGGCGGAAAGGGCACUACAGAGCGACAGGACGUCUUGGUAGGCAAGCGUUGGGAGGGUAGUGAUGUACCCGCGUCCGUCAUUGAAGCCGGAAAGCUUUUCUCCACUCAUGUGAAGAUGACUCGGGCAAUGCAACAACUGUGGGAAGAACGCGAGAAUUUCAUGAAGUACGAUCGGGGCUGGAACCUCGAGAAGUCUUACCAACGAGUUCCCGAUUUCCCGUCUCUCGAUGAUACUACCGGCGAACUGGACAAUUUGGAUCUGUCCGAAAGAGAGGAUACCCCUCACAAGAAAGAAACGGAUGAUCCAGAUGUACAGCGACGAUUGGAUGCCGUAGAAUCGUUCUAUGCUCAAACAUUGGCUCAUCUUCAGUCCAUCACAAUCGUGUUCUUGAAGAUCAUUCUGACGAAUGUCAGUGCUGUUGUGAACCAGGCGAAUUCUCAAACCUCUCAGAACAUGAGUAAUGGCCAUGGCAUCAAUGGGUCAUCUGCAGACUUUUUCUCUGAUUCCUCCAUUGACGAAUUGGAUAAUAUUCGGUUACGAGAAAUCACCGGUAAAGCCGUAUCCGAUGUUCUUAAAUUCGAAUAUAUGACUCAGCUACUACUUGACUCGAACUACUUGCCUCUAAUUUUGAAGAUGUUCGCCCAUCAAGAUGUGGAUCAAGCCGUGGCGCAGAAAAAUGACCGCGAGGACCUGGCUUUCUUCCAUUUUUGCAGCGAGCACUCUGAUUACGCGGUACAGACCCAGCAACCGGAUGACGGUGACACUGAGAGUGAGGACGAGGCUGUUCCGCCUCCCAUCUCCCGCCAUCGUCCCAAUUUGAAUACCGGCAGCAGCGGCGUUCGUCCUCUCUCCCCCGAAGAGUCCAUCGCGGGUAUACUUGACGGUCCGACCCGCCCUGAAGUCGAUGAGCUCGGCUACCCCACGGCCCCUCUGCCCAAGGAACCCAUCACCGUCUUCUCCUUCCGUAACUUCUUCUCUGCAAUCAACUAUCUUCACAUCAUGCAGAAGAUUACUCGCGACAAGGCGCAUCGCUGCCUUUUGCUUGUGCAGUAUAGGUCGAGUACCAUUCUCCGAAAGGGCCUUAAGAUCCCGGACCCUCAUCUUCGAUUCUACACUCUCAAGCUUUUCAAGUCACAAGUGCCCUACUGCGGCCGCAAAUGGCGCCAGAGCAACAUGCGUGUCAUCACCGCCAUCUACCUGUACUGCCGACCAGAGCUGCGGGAUGACUGGCUUGCCGGCUCGGAUGUUGAUGCCGAAGUUGAGGAAGCCCUACCUCUGGAACAAGCUCUUCGUGGAUUGACACACUGGUGGCAUCUACGUCAGUAUAAGGAUGUAAUGGCUGGACCCGAGGGAUCCAGCAUGAUGGAAGAGGAGAGAGAUUUCUUUGUUCGGGAAUUAGAGUCUAUGGGAUGGGGCUUUGCUGAUGAAUUGGCUGGCGAUGACUCGGAUCAAAGCAACCAUAUGGUAAACGGGAAUGAGUGGGAGGGUGGCCAAAUGCAGGCGGAGGGUGGCUGGCCACAGUGA